GCCGCCGAUUCCCCGUCAUCUCUUUUUUGCCGCGCCCCUUUCAACGAAAAGGAAUUUGCUUUCUCAUUUGGCAUAAUGUCUGGAGAAAUGGAAAUCGACCCUCCGGUCUCGCAAGAGCAAGCCGAGCCGCAGACAAGCAACAGUGGCACCGAUGCUCGAACACACGACGGCGCUGUUGCCGUGCGCAGUAUCGAAGGAUGGAUUAUAAUAGCGACGAACAUUCACGAAGAAGCUUCCGAAGAAGACGUGACGGAUCUCUUUGCGGAGUAUGGCGAGAUCAAGAACUUCAGCCUAAACCUUGACCGCCGAACGGGUUACGUGAAGGGAUAUGCAUUGAUUGAAUAUUCGACGCUACCAGAAGCAGCUGAAGCUAUCAAGGAAUUGAACGGCACCAAGUUGCUCGAUCAGACAAUUGAAGUCGACUACGCAUUUGUCCGGCCACCGCCAUCCAACAAAGGGAAGUCCGGUGGAAGGGGCGGUCGUGGGGGGAGAAACCGCAGCAGGAGCCGUGACCGAAGCCGCAGCCCCGGAGCUGAGAACGAGAGGGAUUAAGAUACCAUAUAUGUUUUUUUCUAUUGUCGCUCUGGAAUGAACUCGCCCUGCUGUCCUUUUCGCAUGUCACUAUCAGCAAAUGAGGCAUGGAACACUGGUAGGCGUUCAGUACGAUACAGAGGCUCUACCGGGAACAAGCGAUCAUGGCCGGCAGUGUCCCUUAGCUCCCUUGAACACCAUCGAUAUUCCAACUCGGAACGAUGCUCGGGAUUACCUGCCGGCGUCGUUUUUUAUGAUUGGUGUGACGCCAAUAUCUCAAUAUCGCCAGAUAUCAAAUCGUGCACAGAUUACAACUAUUAGUUCACUAGAGGAUUCCGCGUGAUAUUCUCGACAAUACAAAUGU
Messenger RNA from Aspergillus nidulans FGSC A4, 895 nucleotides. Its product is annotated as RBM8 family RNA-binding protein. NCBI's taxonomy places the organism in Eukaryota, Fungi, Ascomycota, Eurotiomycetes, Eurotiales, Aspergillaceae. Gene Ontology annotation, cellular component: cytoplasm; nucleus. Gene Ontology annotation, biological process: RNA processing. The coding region runs from base 76 to 552 and encodes 158 amino acids. Gene Ontology annotation, molecular function: RNA binding; nucleic acid binding; mRNA binding. The record is from RefSeq and is a predicted model, not a curated record. The transcript has 3 exons.